CAUCCCUCGUCCUUUGCAGUUUACAGAGAGAGAUAUCUAUUAUCUGGCUUUAGAGUUUAUUAGAACCACUAGGCUCAGUCACCAAUUCGCCAUGGAAGGAGUGGGAGCUCAAGCCGCCAAAAAUGGUGGUGCCGGUGAAGGAAGCCGCAUUCAGGCCCGGCAGAGUCGGAGAUUGCCUGAUUUCUUACAAAGCGUGAACGUUAAAUAUGUGAAGCUGGGGUAUCAUUACUUGCUGAAAUAUCUUAUCACUUUCUCUCUUAUUCCGGUGAUGGCUGUGACCCUGGUCCGGGCGUCGCAGUUGAGCUCGGAGGAUAUCCUUGAACUAUCACAUCAGCUUGAGAAGAAUUUGGUGAGUGUCGCCAUUUGCUCUGCACUGCUUGUAUUAAGUGCUACCGCCUAUUUCAUGACGCGGCCACGCCCCGUGUAUCUGGUGGACUUUUCCUGCUACCUCCCUCACUCACACCAGAGGGUUAACUACAAGAAUUUCAUGGAACACUCCAGGCUCACUGGGGACUUCGAUGAGUCUUCGCUCGAGUUCCAACACAAGAUCCUCGAGCGCUCCGGACUCGGCGAGGAGACGCACGUCCCUGACGCGAUGCACUACACUCCUCCACGGCCGACGAUGGCUAACGCUAGGGAGGAAGCCGAGCAGGUCAUGUUUGGCGCUCUAGAAAAUCUUUUCUCCAAUACCUCCGUGAAGGCUAAGGACAUUGGUAUACUAGUCGUGAACUGUAGCUUGUUCAAUCCGACCCCUUCGCUGUCCGCCAUGAUUAUCAACAAGUACAAGCUAAGAGGUAACAUUAGGAGCUUUAAUUUGGGCGGAAUGGGAUGCAGUGCGGGAGUGGUCGCCAUCGACUUGGCCAAGGACAUGCUCCAGGUUCACCGCAACACUUAUGCCGUCGUCGUCAGCACUGAGAACAUCACCCAGAACUGGUACUUCGGGAACAAGAAAUCAAUGCUGAUACCUAAUUGCCUGUUCCGCGUGGGUGGAUCGGCGGUUCUGCUGUCGAACAAGUCCUCAGACAGGCGCCGGGCCAAAUACAAGCUCCUCCAUGUCGUGAGGACCCACUGCGGAGCCGAUGACAAGGCGUUCCGUUGUGUGUACCAGGAGCAGGACGACCAAGGUAAAACCGGGGUCUCGUUGUCGAAGGAUCUCAUGUCCAUCGCAGGAAUGGCACUUAAGACCAACAUCACCACAUUAGGACCUCUCGUCCUCCCAAUCAGCGAACAGCUUCUCUUCUUCUUCAAUUUGUUGGCCAAGAAGCUAAUCGAUCCCAAGAGGAAGUCCUACAUCCCAGACUUCAAGUUGGCGUUCGAUCACUUCUGCAUACACGCCGGGGGAAGGGCCGUGAUCGACGAGCUGGAGAGGAAUCUGCAGCUGGAGCCGACUCACGUCGAGGCUUCCAGGAUGACACUGCACCGGUUCGGCAACACGUCGUCCAGCUCCAUCUGGUACGAGCUGGCCUACACGGAGGCUAAAGGGAGGAUGCGCAAAGGCCACCGCCUCUGGCAGAUCGCAUUCGGAAGUGGCUUUAAGUGUAACAGUGCAGUGUGGGAGGCGGUUCGGAAUGCGAAGCCAUCACCCAACAGUCCCUGGUUGCAUUGCAUCGACAGGUAUCCCGUCGAAAUUGUAUCUUAGCUCUUCAUUGAUUCUGAAGCGGAAAAAUAAAUAUCAGAGGCAUCAACCGUACGUCUUCAUCUCUUUGAUUAAUCAUUCAUGUAUCUGGGGUCAAUUAAGUCUAUGUUAUAUCAUCAUUCAUCAGGUUUUCUUUUUCACUGCUCUUUAUUGUUUAUAGAUUAUAGUGUUGCAUACAUGCAUCAGGUCAUGCAUGGUGGUCACUGUUGCUUUUUUUUUUCUUUCAAAGAACUUUCUCUACUGCAAUUUAUUUGUCCCUGCUUCAUCAGGAACUUAAUUUAGAGAAGAUGUGUAUACUAUUAAUCCUUUACGAACAGAUCUAGUGUGUUACAUAUAUAUGAUUUUUUUGGUUGUAAUAAUCAAUAUUAAUGUUGGGUUCCAUUUGAACAAUUAUUUAA
Messenger RNA from Nelumbo nucifera (sacred lotus), 2034 nucleotides. Lineage: Eukaryota; Viridiplantae; Streptophyta; Magnoliopsida; Proteales; Nelumbonaceae. The record is from RefSeq and is a predicted model, not a curated record.